CGCCUCGGAUUCUCAUAUAGUGGAUUCUCCUGAUGCAUCUGGCAACCCUACAAUGUAGUCAAAACCGGAAAUGUCUUUCAAUCGGAGUGCUUGAGUUAGCAUCGUGCCUUUGUUCCCAGUAUUUGCUUGUUAGAUAGGCUACAUUGUAGUAAAACAUGUCUGGCUCAUCAAACAUCCGUGUAAUGAAGAAAAUUGUUCAGCAGUUGCGUUUUGAAGCGAGCAUCAACAGAGUGAAGGUGUCUCAGGCAGCGGCUGACUUGCAGCAGUUCUGCAUCCAGAACGCACUCCAAGACCCUUUGUUGACCGGGGUGUCUUCAAGCACGAACCCAUUCAGACCUCAGAAAGUCUGUUCUUUCUUGUAACACAGCUCCUGGCUUAUAGGCUGGUCUAGCGGUCAUCAACAGUACGUUAGAUGACCACCGGGUACUGAAUUCAAGCCACAGUACGCUGUGAAGACAGUGAAGCAUGGUGGUGCAAAAAUCAUGGUAUACCAGGAAUGAUGGAUCAGUUAGAAUACAUCAAAAUACUUGGAAGAGAUUAUGUUGCCAUAUGCUGAAGAGGAAAUUCCCCUGUUUUAACAAGACCCUAAACACACAAGUAAGCGAGCGUCUUGGUUCCAGACAAAAAGGAUUGAGGUAAUUGAGGGGCCAGCUCAAACCUCAACCCCAUUGAAAACUUGUGGGGUGACAUUAAAAAUGCAGUUUCUGAAGCAAAACCCAAAAAUUUGCAGGAACUGUGGAAUUGAAUUUGUUCAUCCUUGGCUGAAAUACCCGUUUCUAGGUGCCAGAAGUUGGCUGACUCAAUGCAACGCAGAUGCGCAGCAGUUAUCAAAAACAAUUGUUAUUCAACUAAAUAUUAGUUUAGUUAUUUAAAGUGAAAUUAAAUCUUGAAAAUUUUAUUUCAGUUUAUACAGUAUGUGUUUUGAGUUUGAAGAGAAAUGUCGACACUGCCAUUUUUUUUGAACAGAUUAAUAUUCCUUUUCUUUGCUUCCUGUAAAAGAAUAAUGCAGACUUGAUCAAAUUUGUUAAUGCUUUGAUUUGGAAUUGAAUGUGUAAUGUUUCCACGCCAUUUGAAAUAUGGAACUAUAAAAGCUAUUAAAAUAUUUGCACUUUA
Molecule: messenger RNA, 1113 nt
Organism: Conger conger (European conger)
Lineage: Eukaryota; Metazoa; Chordata; Actinopteri; Anguilliformes; Congridae
Gene: gng5
Product: guanine nucleotide binding protein (G protein), gamma 5
Exons: 3
Coding region: 156-362 (68 amino acids)
Biological process (GO): G protein-coupled receptor signaling pathway
Cellular component (GO): heterotrimeric G-protein complex
Molecular function (GO): G-protein beta-subunit binding
Source: RefSeq, a predicted model, not a curated record